Trichomycterus rosablanca is the source of this 1438-nucleotide messenger RNA. It is a transcript of the gene clcf1, whose product is annotated as cardiotrophin-like cytokine factor 1. Gene Ontology annotation, molecular function: cytokine activity. Gene Ontology annotation, biological process: positive regulation of tyrosine phosphorylation of STAT protein; cell surface receptor signaling pathway. Lineage: Eukaryota; Metazoa; Chordata; Actinopteri; Siluriformes; Trichomycteridae. The transcript has 4 exons. The coding region runs from base 52 to 1218 and encodes 388 amino acids. Gene Ontology annotation, cellular component: extracellular region. The record is from RefSeq and is a predicted model, not a curated record.
CACAAAGUUUAGAGACAGCGGAGGAAAUUACAACAACAACCAAACAGCAACAUGAAGAGCAGAGGAGUGCACCAGCUUCACGCCGUGUUGCUGUUAGCCGUGGCGGCGCGGUGCGUCCAGGUUCAGGAGCGCGGUGUGAUGACGUCCAGUGAGAGGAGCACCAUCGAGAGAACCUACGAGCUCACCAAGUACCUGGAUCACCAGCUGAAGGAGAUUAAAGACACUUACCUCUCGUAUCUCGGCCCCCCCUUCAGCGACCCGGGUUUCUCCCCGCCGCGGCCGAACAUCUCCUCCCUGGCGGUGCCCAGCGCGGCCACGCGGGUGGAUCUGUGGCGCGGCCUGGAAAACGGUGCCCGCCUGGCGCAGAACCAGCGAGCGUACAGCGUGCUGCUGGAUGCGGUGCGUGAGCUGGCACGCUCCACCCUGUGCCCGUACCUCCAGAGCUCGCUCCUGCACUUCUGCUCGGGUCUGAGCGGAUUACUGGGCUCCAUAUCUGGGCUGAUGAACGCCCUGGGGUACACCCCGCCCCUGCACGGGAACGCCCUGUCCGCUCAGAAAUACGGAGCCCCGGUGGCGGCGUAUCAGCGGGCCAACGUGAACGGCCCCGCCCCGCUGAGGAGGAGCGGUCAGAGCGGGUCGGGCGCGGGGGCGAGGGAUGGCACGGCGGGUCCGGAGACCGAGAGGAGGCGGGACAGAGAGAGGGAGCGGGCGGAGAGAGGCCGGAGAGGGAGGAGAAGAGACGGAGAGACGUGGGUGGACAGAGAGGAGCAGGAGAGGGACGAAGGUUUGGAGAGGUGGGGGCGGAGGAGGCGGACGCUGUCCCUCGACGAGGAGGACGACGCCAAACCAGCCGGCUACGACCAAAACAACAACAACAACAACAACAACGUGAACCACACCCACACCAAGGACGAGGACGACGGCUACCAGAAAGGCGUCCCCGUGCUCUUCUCCUCUCCGGAUUUUCGGCCCGGGCGCUCCGGACGCCCCGUCUCCUCACCUGACUCGCCCCUCUCUCCGCUGUCGCUGCUCUACGCCUACGAGGACGGCGCGGUCGAGGGCGACGCUCACUUCUCCACGUCGGCCCCCUCGUCGCGGCCCGUCCUGAACGACUUCACGCGGAAGGUGGAGGGAUUCUGGGUACUGCGGGAGCUCCAGAGCUGGCUGUGGCGCUCGGCCAAAGACUUCACCCGGCUGAAGAAGCGACUCCGUCACUGACCGCCUGACCCGCCCGCUCUCGGACACACUCGGAUUCUCGGACGCUGAAACGCAGAAAAAGACAAAAGUGGGAGAACAAAGAGGAGUCGGGAGGAGAAAGUGAGCGGCGCGGGGAGACAGGACGCCCAUUCAGCGCGAGGGGCGAGUCAGCGCUGAAUCACGCCGCGUCUCAUUGUUUCGGGGACGGAGGACGAAAAUAAAGAUGAAAGGACGUCACGGG